AUGGCAACCGUGCUCCCCGGCCCUUUGGGCAUUACUGCUCCUACGGAGCUGGUCAACGAGGCAAUCGCUAGCCCGGACCAGCUUCGCAAGAUGUCUCAGGCUGGCGAUCAUCCCGGCGUGCAGAUCACCUACUGGGCCAAGGUUGAGCGUGAAAUGGAGGAGGAGGAAUACCGACGCUACAAGGCCAUGACCGCCGAACACACCUUCACUGACCAUGUCAAAGGCUACUUCAGCAGCGAUCGCUACGACGACGUCAAGAAAAUGCAUGAUACCUCGCGUGCGCUGCAGGUCAGUGAAGAGAGUGCCCACUGGUCUGAGAAGGACACCAGUCCUGACGUCAAACCAAUUGGACCUGCCACUCACGACUUGGAUGCCGAAUGGCGGCAGGCUUCUCGCGCCCUGCGGACUGCCAGCUGGGGUGGUGUCUUCUACUUGAUUACCACCGACAUCCUGGGCUGGGGCCAGACACCGUAUGUCUUUGCCAAUGACGGCUAUGGCCUCGGGGCUGGUAUUUUCGUUCUCAUGGGCCUGGCUGCCGGUUGCGCCGGCUUCAUGAUUUGGAGAGUGUUCAUUGGCCUGGACUCUUCUCGUUACCCUAUCAUGAGUUACGGUGAUCCCUUCUUUCGUCUGUACGGCCCCUGGAUGCGUCACUUCAUCAACGUCGCUCAGGCGAUCCAGAUGUUCCUCACUGUUGCGGUCGUCCUUCUGGGCCAGACGGGUUUGAUUGCCCAGCUCGCUGGUAGCGUCAACCUCUGCUAUGUUGUCUGCGGUAUUAUCUCCCUCGUCGUGUCAAUGGCCAGUGGAGGUAUGCGGACUUUGAAGCACCUUGGCUGGUUCUGUAAUGCGGCGGUGUGGAUCAACAUUGUCUCCUUCAUUAUCAUUUGCGUUGCCGCCGCCAAGUAUGGACCUGACCCAGCUGCAGCUGUCCAGAACGGUAUCUUGAACAAGGCCUGGGCAAGCGUUGACACCAUGGCCCCCGUCAGGACGUUCGCGGGCACACCCCCACCGGAGUAUCAGCAAACCAACACGGACCUCUUCGCCGCUAAGUUCAACGGAAUCAACAGCAUGGUUUACGCUUAUUCCGGUGCCGUUAUGUUCAUUGCUUUCUUGUCCGAGAUGCGUCAUCCCAUGGAUUUCUGGAAGGCGGUCCUCCUCGCCCAGGGCUUCAUCACUGCGGUUUAUAUCUUCUUCGGCGCUUUUACGUACAGCUACUAUGGCCAAUAUGCCUAUACCACCAUUUCUCAGACUGUCCGACCUCUCGGCCUCCAAAUCGUCAGCAAUGUGCUCGGCCUCAUUACCGGCUGGCUCGCAGUCUUCUUGUACUUUAACGUUGGCAUGAAGGUCGUUUACCUUGAAGUUGGUCAACAGAUCUUUGGGUUGCCUCCCAUUUCCACCACUAAGGGCAAGUACUUGUGGUGGGCUCUUGGGCCCUUUUACUGGAUCGUUGCCUUCGUGGUGUCGAUGUCUGUGCCCCAGUUCAAUGCGUUCACCAACUUUGUCGGAGGUCUCUUCAGUCUGAACUUCACUUACUCCUUCUCCGGAUUUAUGUACUUGGCAUACAAGAUCCACCAAGGCGCGGCCCUUCCCGGCGAAGGCUUCGACCCUGUCACCGGCGUUACUACCCGCCACGACGAAGGACCCAAGAGAUACAUUCGUGGAUUCCUCAAGCUUUGGUACAUCACCAUCCCUGUGCUAAGCUUCACUUGUGCCGGUCUCGCCGCAUCUGGUAUGGGUACAUGGGCCGCUGUUGAGGGUUUGAAGGCAGCAUUUGGACCUGGUGGUUCGGUGUUGACCUCUUGGACUUGCGUAAAUCCUUACUAUAACCCAUAG
This is a messenger RNA of Penicillium chermesinum, 1830 nucleotides long. RefSeq lists its product as uncharacterized. Gene Ontology annotation, molecular function: amino acid transmembrane transporter activity. Gene Ontology annotation, cellular component: vacuolar membrane. Gene Ontology annotation, biological process: amino acid transmembrane transport. Bases 1 to 1830 code for a protein of 609 amino acids. The transcript has 6 exons. Lineage: Eukaryota; Fungi; Ascomycota; Eurotiomycetes; Eurotiales; Aspergillaceae. The record is from RefSeq and is a predicted model, not a curated record.